Salvia miltiorrhiza (redroot sage) is the source of this 810-nucleotide messenger RNA. Its product is annotated as wound-induced protein 1. The record is from RefSeq and is a predicted model, not a curated record. The transcript has a single exon. Lineage: Eukaryota; Viridiplantae; Streptophyta; Magnoliopsida; Lamiales; Lamiaceae. The coding region runs from base 215 to 529 and encodes 104 amino acids.
UACCAAUUUCCUCCAUUUACAAAAGGCAAAAUCCCAAAACUCAAAUUCUCAGGAACUGGCGUUACCCACGGAAAUUCUGGAGGAUUCUAGAAACAAAGGGGUGGUGACCGCCCUGUAUGAGGCCCUGAACCGCCGCGACGCGGAGGCAAUCCAGCAGAUCCUCGCCCCCGACCUCGAGUGGUGGUUCCACGGCCCGCCCUCGCACCAGUUUUUGAUGCACCUGCUCACCGGUGACAAGGACUCCGACUUCAGCUUUGUCCCCCACAGCGUCGCCGCCUUCGGCCCCACCGUCCUCGCCGAGGGAUUCGACCCGACCCGCUCCAUCGCCUGGGUCCACGCUUGGACCGUCACCGAUGGGAUAAUCACCCAGGUCCGCGAGUAUUUCAACACCUCCCUCACCGUCACCCGCAUCGGCAACGCCGACCAAUCCGAUUGCAGCAUUGCCACCCUCUAUUGCCCCUCCCUUUGGGAGAGCAGCCUCCCCGGUCGGGUCGGAAAGUCUGUCCCGGGUCUCGUCCUCGCUAUCUGAUAAAAACCCGUUUUAAGACUUUUGUGUAUAAAAUAGAAUAUCGCAGUGUGCUGUGAAUAAAAUUGGCAUGGGUUGAGGUAGGACCGUGGGAUCAUCCGUCUAUGAACGGCUAAGAUUGAUCUUGGUGCUGUGAUCAGCUGCUUGUCGCUCUAGUUUGUGUGUCGUAGAGUCGAGAAGGGCGACCAAUACGAUGAGGAUUGGGAGACCCUUUUCCUUUCAUUAUCUGCGUCGUGUGUGUCAAGUGGAUUUUGCUAUGAAUAAAUUGUUGUGUGAUUGGUUAA